Molecule: messenger RNA, 586 nt
Organism: Funneliformis mosseae
Lineage: Eukaryota; Fungi; Glomeromycota; Glomeromycetes; Glomerales; Glomeraceae
Source: the annotation of a GenBank genome assembly
AGUUCAAGCUAAUCGGCCCGAAACGAUUCAAACUCUCUUAAAGUAUGAGAAAAGACCUGGUCAAGCGCAAAGCUUUUUUGCUCGAAUCAACAAGGACUUCAGGUGGCCCUCUUCGAUGCCAGAUUACCUCAAAGAUAGUGCCUUCCGUGACAUCUCUGAAGAAGGGCCUGACUUCGAUGCUGAGGUUGGGUUUAACAAAAUAUUCUUUUACGACGCAUUUAACAGAGGUGAAUUUAUUGGACAUGAAAACGAGUGGGUGACGGUAUACGAACAGAAGGUAUUAGAAUACGGGCAAAGUGCUGUUCAAAUCCCUGUUGAUCAGACACGUUUGCCACGUGGUCCACCGAUAAAAAUGUUGUACAGUUCAUCGUCAGAGAUCGAUCGUGUCAGAAGACCCAAUGAAACUUUACUCGCUCUUCUUCCAUAUGAUUUUAUUGACCAACAAAAUGUAUUUGCGCGUGGUGUCAAUUGGAGACAACUACAAAUGGAGCAAAUGGGUACAGGCAAAAUUGGAGUAUGGGAUAAUCGUCUCGGCGAUAAGGUGCAAUAUGCCCUUGUCGGUAAUGAUGUUUCGGAUCUACCAUGA